Messenger RNA from Zingiber officinale, 372 nucleotides. Its product is annotated as leucine-rich repeat extensin-like protein 3. NCBI's taxonomy places the organism in Eukaryota, Viridiplantae, Streptophyta, Magnoliopsida, Zingiberales, Zingiberaceae. Bases 1 to 372 code for a protein of 123 amino acids. The transcript has 2 exons. The record is from RefSeq and is a predicted model, not a curated record.
AUGGCAAACCCGAUGCCUCCACCAGCAGAGCCUGCGGUGUACCCGGCACCACUGCCACCUCCACCUACCGUGUACCCGGCACCAGCGGCACCUGUGCCACCAGUGCCUACAGUGUACCCAACACCUACACUAGUGGUACCGGUUGCUCCACAUUCGGUACCACCCACCGGACCUCCAGACGCGGCCACCUAUGCUGACCCUGCAGUGCCACUGGCGGCAUCUGCCCCAGCUUAUACAGCAGCAUCGGGGAUACCUCCCCCGGUCUAUCCAGCGACGAGGGUGGUCAUAUUCCGGCAUCUGAACCAACCCUCGUGGGAUUUCACUGGCAUUAGAGAUGACGGCAUAUUGACCAUUUCGAUGAUUCAGGCUUAG